AUGAAAGAAAUGUGUAAGGAAGAGACACGAAAUAAAAAGGUUAUCGCACUAGGUGAAUUAAAACGCCUGCAGAAACCAGAAACACAGUCAGUAGGGGAUUUCUGUGUCGAGUUAGAAAGGCUUUCGCGUAGAGCUUAUCCGGAGCUGGACGAAAGGACGUUGUCAGUCAUCCGCGCAGACCAUCUAUAUGAUCAGUUGUCUCACUGGGAUGAGUCCUGUCACCUGCAAGAAGCUCUGGAAGGACCUGGUGGCGAUAUGUAUGAAAGGCUGAAAGAUGCCGCUAUGAGGGCUGAAAGGAGACACCUAGCCCUCGAGAGCCGUGCGAAGAGCAAGCCGCCGCACAGCUCGUGGAUUGAGGCCAAAGGGAAACGCUUUCAAAGGAGGAGUACGAAGGAGGCCUAUAGAGGACAUAAAGAGGAAAACUGUAAGACUGAGAUCGUAGCCAGUCAGGACAGUAAAGCGAAUAAAGAACUACAAAAUAUGAAAUGCUUCCGGUGCAAAGGGACUGGUCACAAGGCACGCGACUGCAAGAGCACAGCGGCUAGAGAACCGAAAAGUCCUAUGUCUUUAUCGGCACGAGUUCGUGAAGCGAAGUGUAGUAAUGUUCGCACUAAGUAUGGGCAACUUCAC
Cooperia oncophora is the source of this 630-nucleotide messenger RNA. NCBI's taxonomy places the organism in Eukaryota, Metazoa, Nematoda, Chromadorea, Rhabditida, Trichostrongylidae. The record is from the annotation of a GenBank genome assembly.